Molecule: messenger RNA, 3144 nt
Organism: Acanthosepion pharaonis
Lineage: Eukaryota; Metazoa; Mollusca; Cephalopoda; Sepiida; Sepiidae
Source: the annotation of a GenBank genome assembly
AUGAAAAGGAACUUACAGCCAUUAUUCAAGAAAUUCUUUCAUUUCAAGAAUUCCUUUCAUUUUAUUUUCCUUUUGGCUCAUUCUUGCCAUGAAGGCUCUCUGGAGCAAGCCAUGAUGGAUGCACUCAUCAAUGACCGUGUCGACUUUGUACGCCUUCUUUUGGAGAAUGGGGUCAGCAUGAGAACAUUUCUUACCAUUCCUCGGCUUGAAGAACUUUACAAUACUCGGCAAGGCCCAACAAAUACUUUAAGAUACUUGAUCCGAGAUGUCAAAAAACAUGUCCCAUCAAGUUAUCGUUACACAUUACCAGACAUUGGACUUGUUCUGCAACAUCUUAUGGGAGGUGGUUUUGUCUCUUCCUACCUUAAGAAAAGCUUCCGACAGAAAUACAAUGCUCUCAAAAAAAAUGCCCUGUUGGCAUGCAAGCUGUACAAAGCCAUGGCUCAUGAGGCUGACCAAGAUGACUUGGAAGUGGAUAUUUCUGAUGAACUGCGGAAAUAUGCAGAAGAGUUUCAAAAAUUGGCACUGGAACUGUUGGAGCAUUGUUACAAAGUAGAUGAUGACUACACCCAGCAGUUGUUGACUUAUGAACUGCGAAACUUCAGUGACCAGACAUGCCUCAGCUUAGCUGUUGCAGCCAAUCACAGAGAAUUUGUAGCCCAUACUUGCUGUCAAAUGUUGCUAAAUGACAUGUGGAUGGGAGGUCUGCGUAUGAGAAAAAACACAGCUCUUAAGAUUUCAUACAUGACAUUCCUGGCUUGUUUCACUUAUGUUGUACUACUAAAGACUCUGCAUAUACCUCGAUGGCAAGAGUAUUAUGUUAUUGCUUACAUUGGUACACUUGCUCUGGAGAAAAUGCGAAUGGUGAUUGCUGCUGAGCCUGCCCAACUCUUGAUGAAGUUACGUGUAUACAUGGCUAACAUCUGGAACAUUUGGGACACCUGCGCAAUUCUUUUCUUCUUUCUUGGUGUCGGCUUGAGGUUCAACGCGAGCACCUUGCAGGCAUCACGCAUCAUAUACAUCGUGGAUGUUGUACUCUGUUUUGGAAUCGUCCGUCAAGCUAUUCACUUUCAACAUGAAAAUCCUUCCUGGCUCAUUGCACGCAACGUUGUCUUCUAUCCCUACUGGAUGAUCUACGGGGAGCUGUUUGCAGAGGAAAUUGACCCCUGCAUGAACCCCAACAGCGAAUGUUCCUAUGGUGCGUGGGUGGCUCCUGCACUGAUGUGCAUCUACCUGCUGAUUGCUAACAUUCUACUUGUCAACCUUUUAAUUGCAAGAUUCAAUGCAACAUUCAUUCGAAACAACGCCAACUCUCGUGAAAUUUGGAAGUUUCAACGCUACCAGCUGAUCAUUGUUUAUGAAUUACGGCCUCUGUUGCCCCCACCCCUCAUCAUACUCAGCCACGUCUUCCUCACCUUGAAGUUCAUUAAACGCAGAUGUCAAGGCAAGAGGGAUUAUUUUGAUAAUGGACUCAAAUUGUUUCUCUCCAGUGAAGAUACAGAGAAGCUACAUGACUUUGAGGAAGAGAACGUUGAAGAUUAUUUCAGAGAGAAAGAGCAAAAGUUCCAAUCAAGUACAGAUGAGCGAAUACGUUUGAUAUGUGACAGAGUGGAGAAUAUGACAAUGCGUAUGGAUGAUAUGUAUGUAAAAGAAAAUGCAAUCAGAAUUUCUCAUCAGGCCAUAGACUUUCGAUUGUCCAAAUUGGAAGAAGUUGCUACUCAGAUGGGUGACUCAUUGUCCCUCAUUGAAAAUGUUCUGGCUAAUAACCCAAAUGCUGUUUUCUCUGACCCUGAACCCCCAAUGGACUACACUAGUGAAGAAUCCCUUCACCAUACUGAUGGAAGCAGCCAGGCUAAAUCAGCCACCAGCAGUCAACAUCGAGAGCAUCCCUUGAUUAGCCAGAGUUCAAUGUCAAACCCAGCAAAAAGGUCUAGCGUCCAAGAUCGUAUGCGCAGGUUUACGGAGUACUCCCGCCCGUCGUUAUCGAAUCGCAGAAGUCCGUCGUUUGGCCUGAAACGAUCAUGGAGUCUUCGCAGUCGCAGUCCCAAGUUUUCUUGCACCAGUCCACUGCAACUUAAACGGCAUUCAUUGUUUCAGUUUUAUGAAGCAUUGCAACGGAGCUCACCUCGACCUGGAACUGAACCUCCUACUGCAGCCUCAGUGGCAGGCGAAGUGGAGGAAGAAGAAAUGAGCAAGGAGAACCGGAGUGUUUCUGGUUUACGCAAACUACAGCAACGACGCAAUGGUAACUCCAAUUUGCAUGUCGAUAUUACAAAACCGGAUGACGUCCAGGAUGUCUUUAAUUCUGCUGAAUCUUCGUCGGACACAUCAAAUUCUUCAACCAUAUCAUCUAAUCGUCCUCCCGUCAAAUUUUCUAUCGAACCCUUGCCAGAGAAGGGUGUCUACAGUACUGCAAGCAUUGAAUCGGACACACGCACGGCGACAUUGGUUCCAGGAAAAACCAUGACAUUGGACCUUUUGAAACCUAAAGAUUCUCAAUUCAGCCUUGUGUCUGAGGCUAGUACAUCUGGGGUUGUUGGUCACACUCCAGUUUCGCCACUAGAUACACCUAACUCUCCCAGCCACAACCUCCAUUUUGGUUCGUCUUUAUAUGUAGCUGACAAGUCUCACUCGGGGAGUCCUGCCAGCCAGAUGGCAUCUCUUUUCACUUCGUUGAAUCCAGAAUAUACAACCAUCACAGACGAAAUUGACACGUCGUGUCUGAUGGAGAGUCCUAGCCCAUCAACAGCUGCUAUAUAUUUUGACCCUGAGGAGAAAUACACUUUGAACUCUGAAGAGAAGGCCUUAAAGCAAGCUGAGGAGAUUGAACACAGACGCAUGGAAAGAGUGAUUCGUAACAGACUUCGGCAAAUCUCCUUGGAUGAUUCCGACAGUAUCAGUGAUAUUGCCAAGAUGGUUGUUUCAGACAUGGACGUGAGUCAGGAUAAACAUGCCGUUGUGGACACAGAUGAUGUUGAUGAUGAUGACAUUAUUGUUAUCAAUAGGGCUGGCUCAACAAAUCAGCCAAGUACUUCCACGGAUCCUUCAUCAUCCACCGAGAGAUCCAUGCGGAAUAUUGAAAUCAAAGUGAUUCGAGCCUCCAUUGACAAGGGGACAAGUCAUGAAAGCGAUCCCCAAUGUUGA